AUGAAAGCUACGAAUGCUCUGCUGCUGCUCUUCUCCUUCCUCCUACUCCUCCCCCUCCAAGCUCUCGGUGACUGCGAGUGCACUCGAGAUGUGGAAAGCCGCAACGCGACGAAGGCGCUACGGCUAAAGUUCGUCGCCAUCGCUUCCAUCCUAACCGCGGGCGCCGUCGGGGUGCUCAUUCCCAUCCUGGGGAGAUCUGUCUCGGCUCUGCAGCCUGAGCACGACAUGUUCUUCGUGAUCAAGGCGUUCGCCGCGGGAGUCAUACUCGCGACGGGGCUGAUUCACAUCCUCCCCGCAGCAUUCCAGAGCUUGACGUCGCCGUGCCUGGCCGAGCACCCCUGGCACACGUUACCUGUCACGGGGUUCGUGGUCAUGUCGUCUGCAAUGUGGACGAUGAUGAUUGAUUCCUUCGCCACCAGCUACUACAAGAGGUCUCACUUCAGCAAGGCGCGGCCGGUCGAGGAGGAUGAGGAGCACGGGCAGGAGGGGCAUGUUCACGUCCACACGCAUCCCUCCCAUGGACAUGCCCAUGGCUCCACGGCAGCGGCGGCCGAGGAAGCCUCGGUUUCCGAGAGGAUCCGCCACCAAGUCAUCUCUCAAGUGCUGGAGCUGGGAAUCCUGGUCCAUUCGGUCAUCGUUGGGAUCUCUCUGGGUGCUUCACAGAGGCCCUCCACCAUUAGGCCUCUGGUAGGAGCCUUGAGCUUCCAUCAAUUCUUCGAAGGGAUCGGACUCGGUGGAUGCAUCGUUCAGGCAGGCUUCAGAGCCAAGUCAACGGUGGUCAUGGCGGUCUUCUUCUCCCUCACGGCGCCCGUCGGCAUCGCGUUGGGCAUCGCGAUAUCCUCAGUGUACGACGACGCCAGCUCGACGGCUCUCAUCGUCGAGGGGGUCUUCAAUGCCGCCUCCGCUGGCAUCCUCGUCUACAUGGCGCUCGUGGAUCUACUGGCGGCAGACUUCACCAACCCCAGGAUGCAGAGCAAUGGGCGGCUGCAACUUGGAGCACACCUCGCCCUUCUUCUCGGCGCAGGUUUGAUGUCCUUGAUCGCCAUAUGGGCAUAGAACAGGAUCUCUCCCUCCUAUGCUGUGACGACAAGGAUUUGAUGGCGGCUGCUCUGCGCGAUUGGAGUCGUGAGCAGUCAAAAUAAGUCGUCUAGCCUUGUCAAAGUCAAAGGGAAAGACCGUAGUGUAGAGUUAGUCAAGGAUGUCAGAAUGCUGAUUAAUCAGAUUUUGAUGGUUUUGCAUGGCAUUA
Molecule: messenger RNA, 1246 nt
Organism: Musa acuminata subsp. malaccensis (wild Malaysian banana)
Lineage: Eukaryota; Viridiplantae; Streptophyta; Magnoliopsida; Zingiberales; Musaceae
Product: zinc transporter 4
Biological process (GO): zinc ion transmembrane transport
Cellular component (GO): plasma membrane
Molecular function (GO): zinc ion transmembrane transporter activity
Source: RefSeq, a predicted model, not a curated record